AUGUCCGCCCCGAGAUCAGCCACAUGUCCACAUGCGCAUAUGGCGCUGCACCGACGGCGUCGACCACCAUCAGUCCGCCGAAUUCGUGCAGAACGAUCAGCUGCGGCGCGGACGUUCCGGAGCCGAACCGACGACUCCGGUGAUGCGGCCGUCAAGGCCACCGAGCGAGUGGUCGAGGUGAUGAGAUCGUUGAACUGCCAACUCGGGAGCUCACACGUUCUCGAUUUCGACCUCGGCCCAUCGCACCUGAGCGCCGCAGCGACUGGCCACACGAGCCAGGCGCGACGUUCGCCGCUUCGUCGAUGCGCGAGAGCACGAGACCGGUUCCGAGGCCCAACCGCGAACUCAGCGACCUCGGCAAGCCAAGCCAACAACACUGCUCGGUCUGAUCCGAGAACGACUCCGCAGGAUCUCCGCCGACCAGAUCGGGGCCGCACCCCGGUGCGCGCACUCCGGAGAAUGGCAGCACUACGACGGUUCGAGACGUGGCGACCGGAGGAAGAAGAUGCAGAGGCAUCGGAACGCGGUGGAGACCGUCCGCGAGACGGCGUCCGGGAUCUGCAUUCCGGCCUGCGGAUCGAGGUGGAUCCAGCCGUCACCGAG
This is a messenger RNA of Mesorhabditis spiculigera, 603 nucleotides long. The record is from the annotation of a GenBank genome assembly. NCBI's taxonomy places the organism in Eukaryota, Metazoa, Nematoda, Chromadorea, Rhabditida, Rhabditidae.